Molecule: messenger RNA, 14322 nt
Organism: Solea senegalensis (Senegalese sole)
Lineage: Eukaryota; Metazoa; Chordata; Actinopteri; Pleuronectiformes; Soleidae
Gene: dnah5l
Product: dynein, axonemal, heavy chain 5 like
Exons: 98
Coding region: 56-14083 (4675 amino acids)
Biological process (GO): microtubule-based movement
Cellular component (GO): dynein complex
Molecular function (GO): minus-end-directed microtubule motor activity; dynein intermediate chain binding; ATP binding
Source: RefSeq, a predicted model, not a curated record
GAGAGACAGAGGACAGAAGACAGGUAACUGAGACGGGAGGACAGACGACACAGAGAUGUCAGAUCCAGAGUCUCAGGAGGGUCCGGAGUCCACCGUUGGUCCUCCAGCUUGUCCCCUAGACUCAGAACUCCAGGCAGACCGAGUCCAUCCUGUCCCAGAACAACACCUCGAUGGUGGACAUGAGAACCUGGAGAGACAUGGAGGACAGGAAGAGACGGAGCAGGAGGACGGAGAAGGAGACAGACCUGAACCCAGACAUCCUCAGCAUCAGCUCCACAAAGAUGUGACCAGCAGAGGGCACAGAAGAGUCAGAGGUCAGAACCUUCGCAUCGUUAAUCCCAUCUCUUCUCCGGCGUCUGUUCCCGUCUCGACCGCCACUGCCUCAGUUUCUGCUAAACGCACGGCACUGCUGUCUAAUGAGAUGAGGAGAGAGAUCACGAAGCAGGCGAGAGCCACGAGGGACGAGAGACGGGGGACACUGGACGCACGACACAGAUACUUGAUCAGUCUGCUAGAGGGCGCUGUGUCCCUGAGCGAGGUGGAGGUGGAGGACGUCAUCGUCUGUGACGAGAAGUUCAGUCUCAUCGACGACUUCUUCGCUGCACAUGGAUCAAAGGCGCUGAUUUUCUUCUUUCAGAGCAUGAAACAGGCGUCCACUUAUUUGUCCUCUGGAGACAUGGCGACCUCGACUGUGGCGCCAAGGAAACUGUUUCUCACGACAGGAAACUCUGAGCCAUUACUGGGGAAAUGUUUGUUCUUCAUGAGAACAAGUGACCGAGUGAUAACCAGCGCUAACGUACAUCAGGAGGUGGACUUUGCCAUGGUGGACUGCAGUGCCGGCGGCCUCCUGCAGGGGGUAGAAGCUCUGCUGGGUGACAUGAUGUUACCGGCAGUCAGAGCACAGCAGGAGGCAGCGCCCAGCCCUGCCGUCCAGUGCCUGGUGUCGUCUGUGGAUCGGUUCCUCGGGAACCUGAGGUCAACCAGACGGAUCCUGGAGAGCACGUUCAGACUGCAGAGGGUGGAUGUUCCUGUUGCCAUGGAGACGCUGAGCAGCCCCGCAGACUACACUGCUGCAGCCAGUAACAGCGAGCUGGUGGAGAGUCUGGAGGGCGUGGUCUCUGUGUGGACCAAUCAGAUGACACAGGUGCUGACUGAGAGCGAGCAGAUGAGAAAGGAGGCCGAUGAUGUCGGACCCUCAGUGGAGCUGGAGCACUGGAAGAGACGCAUGGUGACCUUUGACAGCCUGGUGGAGGAGCUGAGGCGCCCUCAGGUGAAAAGGAUUCUGGGAGUUCUGCAGCUCGCAAGGUCGAGUUUGUUGCAAACCUGGAGGAAGCUGGAUGGAGAAAUCACGGCCAAAAUGCACGAGGCCAAAGACAACGUGAGGUUCCUGUACACGCUGGACAAGUUCUUUGGACUGCUGGAGACGAGCACGCCGGCAGGUGUACUGCAGCACGUCUCCAGGCUGAUGAACAGCAUCAGGUUGAUUUACAGCGUCUCUCACUUCUACAAUACCUCAGAGAGAAUGACCUCACUGCUGCUCAAGGUCACCAACCAGAUGAUCAGCACCUGCCGUAGUCACCUGACCGUGGGUGUCGGCCACAUCUGGGACCACAGCAGGCCUGUGCUCCUUCAGUGUAUCUCUGACUGCUGUGACCUGAACGUUCAGUACCAGAGAAGCUUCCGGUCCGUCAGAGAUCAGCUGAGACGAAAUCCUCGAACCAGACAGUUUGACUUCAGUGAAAACUGCAUCUUCGGGAAGUUCGACGCCUUCUGUCGGCGUCUGGAGAAGAUCGCAGACAUGGCUAUCACGCUGGAGAGUCUGGCCGCUCUGAGAAACAUGAAGGUCGAUGGCAUUGACAAGAUUUAUGUCCGCUACCAGACACUCGUCUCUGCCACCAAGUCCAAGACUUACGACGUCCUGGACCAUCGAAGGACGGAGUUUGACAGUGACUAUGCAGACUUCCGGCUCCAGGUUCAGAGUCUGUUCCAGUCUCUUCAGUCUCUGCUGGACUCCUGCUUCCAUCAGACUCUCCCUACUCAGCGGAUGAUGGAGUUGCUGCUGCUGUUUGAGUCCGGACCCACGAGCGGUCUGGACUUGAAGCGUUACUUCCUGUUGCUGCUGCAGCGCUACAGCAGCGAGCUGGAUCUGCUGAGGAGGACAUAUGAGAGACAGAGGGACAGUCCACCUGUGGGACGCUGCCACCCACCGAUGGCAGGCCGGAUCCUGUGGUGUCGUCAGCUCUUCAGGAGGAUUGAAGCUCCGAUGUUGAUCCUGAAGAAGAAGCUUGAUGUACUCAAGGGACCACAGAUGUCCGCGGCCAUCGCCAACUACAACAAGAUGGCGCUGGCGCUGGUGCAGUACGAGGUUCUGCACCUGAAAGAGUGGGAGAGAACGGCACAUCAUGUUCCACACUUACUGAGCGGCGCCCUGCUGGUCAGACAGGACAACAGCAAGAUCUGUGUGAACCUUGACCCCAUGGUGUUGGAGGUCAUGUCAGAAGGUCACUGGAUGAUCAGACUUGAUUUGAGUCUUCCUCAUGUCAUCAAGCAGAUGUUGACCAGAGAAGAGCAGCUGAAAACGCUCAACAGCCGCCUUCUGCAGAUGCUCGAUGUUUACAGCUCCACCGUGGCCUGUGUGCCUCCUUUGCUCCUCCCUGUGCUGCAGCCGUUCAUCAGCGGCCUGGAGGUGGCAUUCUCUCCUGGACUGACUACGCUGUCGUGGAACGCUCUCCACAUUGACCGGUUCUUACAGAGUGUGGACGAGUCUCUGAAGGAGCUGCAGCACGUUUGUAAAAGCACCGCAGAUCUGCUGGAGUGUCGCAUCGAGAGGCUGCUGCAUGCCACACUCUGCUGCCCCCUGCUGGUGCUGCCUCAACAUGCAGCUGUGACUCCUGAAGAACUGCUGCUGAAGACGGAGGUGGAGCUUCAGAGAGUGUCUGAGACUCUGUGCUGGCAGAGUCAGCAGGUAGAGAAGUGUGUGUAUGAGCUUAUUGAUGAACUGAAGAAGAAGAUGAAGUCAACAGAGGCUGUUCAUCUAGAGGAGUCCUUCCAGUGUCUUCAUCCAGACUCCAAACAGAAGACUCGAUGUCAGUCUUGUCUUCCGUGUUGCUUCUAUAACCUGAUGGGUCAAAUCUGUCAUCGUAACACUGAAGCCCUGGUCAAAGCCACUAAAUCGCCUCUUGACGCUCUGAGGCGGAGACUCCACGUCGGCAGCUACCAGCUGACAGGCUCCACCCCCCACGCCGGAGAGCCGGCUUCUCCCCCUCCUCUCUUCAAAGCUUCUGUCCAGCUCACCAUCCCCAGCAUCGUUCUCAGACCCAGCAUAGACGACAUCCAGAACGCAGUGAAUAAAUUGGUCACAGUUAUUUUGUCUGGAACCAAAGAUGUUCCUCUGUGGACGUUCACACAUCUUCAGUACAAACAACAGCAGGUGGAGCAAACAGUCCGUGAUGCAGGUGAUGAAAACCUGGUGAAGCCGGUGAUUCUGAGGACAAUGGACAAACAAGUGUCUGAACACAGAGACAUCAACAAGUUGGUGAUCCAGCUCAGCUCCAUCAUGUCCUCUCUCAGAGUUCAGGCUUCUGAGACGCUCAGUGGACUUCCUGAUUUCUCAACACUGUGGAACCAGGAGCCAGAGCAGAAGGUUCAGGACUUCCUGCAGAGUGAACCUUCAGUGACAGAGUUCAGCUUCCAGAUCUACUUCUACUCUAAGCUGGAGGGGCAGAUUUCGGAGCUCCCGGCUUCUUACACGGUCGGCCCACUCCUCUUUGACACUGACGAGCUGAAGGUGGCGCUCACUCACGAGUGUCGCCUGUGGAAGCGAGCGUACGGCGCAGCUCUGCACCGCCGCGCGUCCGCUGACAUGGACGCCGUCUUCUUGUUCAUGGACGGGCUGACCAAGCGACUGCAGCGUCCAAUCACAGACCUGGAGGACGUCCGAGGCACCAUGGCAGCGCUCAGGGAGGUUCGGGAGGCAGAGCUUCGUCUCGACGCCACCAUUGGCCCGGUGGAAGAAUCCUUUGCUCUGCUCAACAAACACGAGCUGCUCUUCAACGACGGGAGUGCGGAGCGGGUCGAUGGCCUGACGUAUGCCUGGAAGAACCUCAGCGCCCUGGUGGUGCAGAACCAGAACACUCUGGUGGAGAUCCAGCCCAGCAUGAAGGCAGACCUGCUGUGUGCAGUGAAGAGCUUCCAGAGUCACGUUCACAACUUCUGUGAAGAGUACAACCACAGGGGUCCUGGUGUGGAGGGCGUGGCUCCAGCUGAAGCCAGCGAGCGUCUGCAGAGUUUUCAGACAGAGUUUGAUCAGCUGUGGAGGAAGUUCGUCACCUGCUCUGGAGGAGAGGAGCUGUUUGGACUUCCUGUUAAUGAGUAUCCUGAACUGCAGAGAAUCAAGAGGGAACUCUCUCUUCUGUCCAAACUCUACACUUUAUACAACUCAGUCAUCGACAGCGUCGGCGGUUACUACGACGUGCUGUGGGCUGACCUCAACAUUGACAAGAUCACCGCAGAGCUGCAGGACUUCCAGAGCAGGAUCCGGAAGCUUCCGAAGGCAUUGAAGGAGUGGCAGGCGUUCAGGGAUCUGAAGAAGACCAUCGAUGACUUCGCAGAGUCGUGUCCGCUGCUCCACAUGAUGGCAAACAAGGCGAUGCUACCCCGACACUGGACUCGUCUCAGUGAGCUGACCGGACACAGCCUGCAGGUGGCGUCAGAGAGCUUCUGUCUCAGGAACAUCAUGGAGGCUCCGCUGCUGAAGAACAAAGAGGACGUGGAGGACAUUUGCAUCAGCGCCGUGAAAGAGUGUGACAUAGAGGCCAAGCUGAAGGACGUCAUCGCUGAGUGGAGCGGCCACACGCUCAGCUUCGCCACCUUCAGGACCCGAGGGGAACUGCUGCUGAGAGGAGCUGACAUGGUGGAGAAGAUCUCCAUGAUGGAGGACAGUCUGAUGGUGCUGACGUCACUGCUGAGCAACAGGUACAACACUCCGUUCAAACUGUCUGUGCAGCUAUGGGUCCAGAAACUGUCCAACACGUCCGAGAUCAUCGAGAAGUGGCUGUCAGUGCAGAACCUGUGGAUCUACCUGGAGGCGGUGUUUGUGGGUGGAGACAUCGCCAAGCAGCUGCCGCAGGAGGCCAAACGUUUCCAGAACAUGGAUAAGUCGUGGCAGAGGAUCAUGCAGCGAGCCCACGAGCUUCCUAACAUGGUGCAGUGCUGCGUGGGAGACGAGACGCUGAGUCAGGUGCUGCCGUGUCUCCUGGAGCAGCUGGAGCUCUGUCAGAAGUCUCUGUCCGGUUACCUGGAGAAGAAACGCCUGGUGUUCCCGCGCUUCUUCUUCGUGUCUGACCCCGCCCUGCUGGAGAUUCUGGGUCAGGCGUCGGACUCGCACACCAUCCAGACUCACUUGCUUAGUCUCUUCGACAACGUAGACAAAGUUGUUUUUGACAAGAAAAUCUACGACCAGAUUGUCAGGUUUCAAUCUCAAGAGGGAGAGUGUGUGGACCUGAGCUGUCCCGUCUUGGCACAGGGAAACGUGGAGGUGUGGCUCGGGCAGCUGCUUGCCGGCGUCAGGCAGACGCUGCACGGCAUCAUCCGUCAGGCGAGCGUCGCCGUCAGCGACCCUGAGAUGAAGCUGCUGGAGAUCCAGGUGGCGUUCCCCGCUCAGGUCGGGCUACUGGGAAUCCAGAUGAUCUGGACCAGGGACGCGGAGGACGCACUCAUCCACAGCAAGUCUGACAAGAAGAUCAUGCACACGACCAAUCAGAGGUUCCUGGACCUUCUUAACGAGCUGAUUGACAUGACAACGAAGGAGCUGAGUAAGAUGGAGAGGACCAAGUACGAGACACUGAUCACCAUCCACGUCCACCAGAGGGACAUCUUUGAGGAGCUGGUGCGUGUGAACGUGCGCUCACCGUCAGACUUCGAGUGGCAGAAACAGUCCAGGUUUUACUUCCUGGACGAGUCGGACAGAUGCGUGAUCCAGAUCACAGACGUGGAGUUCAGCUACUGUAACGAGUACCUGGGCUGCACCGACCGACUCGUCAUCACGCCGCUGACUGACAGGUGUUACAUCACUUUGUCCCAGGCUCUGGGGAUGAGUAUGGGCGGAGCUCCAGCUGGUCCUGCAGGAACAGGUAAGACAGAGACCACUAAGGACAUGGGUCGCUGUCUAGGCAAAUAUGUGGUGGUUUUCAACUGUUCAGACCAGAUGGACUACAGAGGACUGGGACGCAUUUACAAAGGUCUGGCUCAGUCUGGGGCCUGGGGCUGCUUUGACGAGUUCAACCGCAUCGAGCUGCCGGUGCUGUCAGUGGCUGCUCAGCAGAUCUACAUCGUCCUGCAGUGCAAGAAGAACCAGAAGAAGCAGUUCAUCUUCACUGACGGCGACGUGGUCGACAUGGACCCGGAAUUUGGCAUCUUCCUCACCAUGAACCCCGGAUACGCUGGGCGACAAGAGCUGCCGGAGAACCUGAAGAUUCAGUUCCGCUCAGUGGCCAUGAUGGUACCGGACCGCGCCAUCAUCAUCAGGGUCAAACUGGCCAGUGCGGGUUUCCGUGACAACCAUGUUCUCAGCAGGAAGUUCUACACGCUCUACAGACUGUGUGAGGAGCAGCUGUCCAAGCAGGUCCAUUAUGACUUUGGUCUGAGGAACAUUUUGUCGGUUUUGAGGACACUGGGCGCCGUGAAGAGAGCAAACCCAUUAGAACCAGAGAAGACCGUGGUGAUGAGGGUCCUGAGAGACAUGAACCUCUCCAAAUUGGUGGAUGAGGAUGAACCUCUGUUUAUGAGUCUGAUCAAUGAUCUCUUUCCUGGAAUUGUCUUGGAUAAGGCCGGGUAUCCUGACCUGGAGUCGUCCAUCGUGGCUCAGGCUCAGCAGGCGUCUCUGAUUCCUCAUCCUCACUGGAUUCUCAAACUGGUUCAGCUCUAUGAGACACAGAGAGUCCGACAUGGUAUGAUGAUGUUGGGUCCCAGUGGAACAGGUAAAACAACCUGCAUCAACACACUGAUGAAGGCCAUGACUGAGUGUGGCACUGCCCACAGAGAGAUGAGGAUGAACCCGAAAGCCAUCACAGCCUCGCAGAUGUUUGGCAUGCUGGACGUCACCACCAACGACUGGACCGACGGCGUCUUCUCCACACUGUGGAGGAAGACUCUCAAGGCCAAGAAGGGGGAGAACAUCUGGAUUGUUCUGGACGGUCCAGUUGAUGCCAUCUGGAUUGAGAAUCUCAACUCAGUUCUGGAUGACAACAAAACUCUGACGCUGGCCAACGGAGAUCGAAUCCCAAUGGCUCCAUGCUGCAAGAUCGUGUUUGAGGCCCACAACAUUGACAACGCGUCCCCGGCCACAGUGUCCAGGAAUGGGAUGGUGUUCAUGAGCUCGUCGGUGCUCGGCUGGAGCCCCGUCCUUCAGGCCUGGCUACAAAAACUACCAGAACAACAGGCCGACGCCCUGAGACGCUGCUUUGACUCCUGUUACCAAGACCUGUUGGACUUUGUCUUCACUGCAGUGUCUCCAAAGAUGCAUGUGUUGGAGUGUAUGUACAUCAGACAGACCAUUGACCUGCUGCAGGGUUUGCUUCCUGCAGCAGAAGAGAAACAGGGUUGCCAUGGCGACGUGGGUCGCCUGUUUGUGUUUGCGGUCAUGUGGUCUCUUGGCGCUCUGCUGGAGCUGGAUGACCGAGCUAAGAUGGAGGCCUUCCUGAAGGACCACAGCUCGUCUCUGGACCUGCCGCUCACUCAGGACGACCAGACAAUCUUCGAGUUUGUCGUCAACGAGCAGGGACAGUGGGAGCACUGGUCCAACAAGGUCCCGGAGUACGUCUACCCCAAAGACCAUGAACCCGACUACUCGUCCAUCCUGGUUCCCAACGUGGACAACGUGAGGACAGACUUCCUGAUGCAGACCAUCAUGAAGCAGGGCAAAGCAGUGCUGCUAAUCGGAGAGCAGGGAACUGCGAAGACCGUCAUGAUCAAAGGCUACACGGGUAAACUCGACCCGGAGGUUCACCUCAGUAAGGCAGUCAACUUUUCGUCUGCCACACUGCCCGGAAUGUUCCAGAGAAUCAUCGAGAGUUACAUCGAUAAGAGAAUGGGCGCCACCUACGGGCCGCCGGCUGGACGUAAGAUGAGCAUUUUCAUAGACGACAUCAACAUGCCCGUCGUCAAUGAAUGGGGAGACCAGAUUACCAACGAGAUUGUGCGUCAGCUGAUGGAGCAGCGAGGUUUCUACAGUCUGGAUCGACCUGGAGAAUUCAUCAACGUGGUCGAUGUUCAGCUAGUGGCGGCCAUGAAUCAUCCGGGCGGUGGUCGUAACGAUGUCCCUCAGCGUCUGAAGAGACAGUUCUCUGUGUUUAAUUGCACACUGCCGUCCAACUCAUCCAUCGAUAGAAUCUUUGGGACGGUGGCUCAGGGACACUUCUGUCCAGAGAGAGGCUUCUCCGCUGAGGUCUGUGAACUCGCCGCCGCCCUCGUACCCACGACCCGACGCGUGUGGCAGGUCGUCAAGGUCAAGAUGUUACCGUCUCCUGCAAAGUUUCACUACAUUUUUAACCUGAGGGACCUGAGCAGAAUCUGGCAGGGCAUCCUGACAGUGACGUGUGACGUGUGUGUCAGCUCGUCUCUGCUCAUCUCUCUCUUCCAUCACGAGUGUAAUAGAGUGAUCGCAGAUCGAUUCAUCGACAGCAGCGACAGAGACAUGUUCAGCUGCAUCAUGGACAAGAUCACAGUGGAGGAUCAUGGGAAAGCUCUGAUUGAGCGCGCUCAGUGGGACAGCUGUUUUGUGGACUUCCUGCGUGAAGCUCCGGAGGCGACUGGGGACGAACCUGAGGACACGGAGUUGGAGGCGCUGAAGGUGUAUGAGCCAAUCCCGUCCCUGGACGCUCUGGCUGAGCGUCUGUCCGUCAUCCAGCAGCAGUAUAAUGAGGCAGCGAUGGGCGGAGCCAUGGACCUGGUCUUCUUCAAGGAUGCGAUGAUACACCUGAUGCGGAUCUCGCGGAUUCUGCGGACGCCGCAGGGAAACGCCCUGCUGGUCGGGGUCGGGGGGUCAGGGAAGCAGAGUCUGACGAGGCUGGCGUCGUUUAUUGCAGGAUACCAGACAUUCCAGAUCACACUGACCAGGUCGUACAGCUGCAGUAACCUGCUGGACGACCUGAAGUCUCUGUAUCGUAUCGCUGGUCAGCAGGGGGGAGGAGUCACGUUCAUCUUCACCGACAACGACAUCAAAGACGAAGCCUUUCUGGAAUACAUGAACAGCGUCCUGGCUAGCGGUGAAGUCUCAAACCUGUUUGCUCGCGACGAGUUGGACGACAUCACUCAGGAUCUGAUUCCCGCGAUGAAGCGCCAGCACCCGCAUCGACCUCCGACCCCGGAGAACCUCUAUGACUUCUUUCUGUCACGCAUGCGGAGCAACCUCCAUGUUGUCCUCUGCUUCUCGCCUGUCGGGGAAAAAUUCCGCACUCGUUCUCUGAAGUUCCCGGGCCUGAUAUCGGGCUGCACCAUGGACUGGUUCCAGCGCUGGCCUCGGGACGCCCUGAUCGCUGUGUCGCAUCACUUCCUGUCCCAGUAUCAGGAACUUUGCUGCUCGAAGGACGUGAAGCAGAGUGUGGAGAUUACCAUGGGAACCUUCCAGGACCUGGUGGCAGAGAAGUGUGGCGAGUACUUUGAACGUUUCCGACGUCAGACGUUCGUGACGCCCAAAUCCUACCUGUCCUUCAUCAACAGCUACAAGAUCAUCUACUCUGAGAAGAUGGCACAUGUGGGCAUGCUGGCCCAGCGCAUGAAGACUGGUCUCUGUAAACUGAUGGAGGCAGAGCAGUCUGUGUCUCAGCUCUCUGAAGAACUGGUGGUGAAGGAGCAGGAACUCGCCAUCGCCUCCAAGAGGGCGGAUCAGGUUCUGCAGGAGGUCACAGCGAAGGCUCAGGCUGCUGAACAGGUGAAGCACCAGGUGCAGAAGGUAAAGGACAAAGCUCAGCUCAUCGUCGAUGAGAUCGAGGUGGACAAAAAGGCUGCGGAGUCUAAACUGGAGGCAGCAAAGCCGGCGCUCGCGGCUGCUGAGUCAGCACUGCAGACCAUAAAGCCUGCAGACAUCGGCACAGUGAGGAAACUUCAGAAACCUCCUCACCUAAUCAUGAGGAUCAUGGACGUGGUGUUGCUGCUUUUUCAGAGGAAGAUUGACCCUGUGAUGGCCGACCCUGAGCAGCCGUGUGUGAGACCGUCGUGGGCCGAGGCCAUGAAGCUGAUGCAGAACCCGGCUUUCCUCAGUAUGCUGCUCAACUUCAACAAGGACUCUAUCACAGAGGAGAUGGUGGACCUCAUCUCUCCGUACCUGAACAUGGACGACUACAACAUGGAGUCGGCUAAGAGAGUGUGUGGUAACGUGGCCGGUCUGUGCUCCUGGACUCAGGCCAUGGCCGACUUCUACACAAUCAACAAGGAAGUGCUGCCUCUGAAGGCUAACCUGGCUCUGCAGGAAGCUCGUCUGGUCGAUGCUCAGGCUGAACUUGCUAAAGCUCAGGAACAACUGGACGCUAAACAGCAGGAGCUGGACGCUGUGCAGGCGCUGUACGACGCCGCCAUGAAAGAGAAGCAGGACCUGGAGUAUGACGCCCAGGCCUGUCGCCGCAAGAUGGCCAACGCCACGGCUCUGAUCGAUGGGCUGGGAGGAGAGAAGGUCCGUUGGACCAACAGCAGCGUCGCGUUCCACACUCAAAUCACACACCUGGUGGGCGAUGUCCUCCUAUCCACGGGCUUCCUGUCGUACGCUGGCCCCUUUAACCAGGAGUACCGCGGUCUGCUGCUGACGCAGUGGAAGAAGGAGAUGGAGGAGAAGCUCAUCCCCUUCAGUCCCGACUUGAACGUGAUUGGUCUGCUGGUGGACAACGCCACCGUGAGUGAGUGGAACCUGCAGGGCUUACCCAGCGACGACCUGUCCAUCCAGAACGGCAUCGUGGUGACAAAGGCGUCGCGGUACCCGCUGCUGAUCGACCCCCAGGGUCAGGGCAAGACCUGGAUCCAGAACAGAGAGAUAGACCAGCAGCUGCAGGUGACGUCUCUCAACCACAAAUAUUUCCGCUCCCACCUGGAGGACAGUCUGUCUCUGGGCCGUCCGCUGCUGCUGGAGGAUGUAGGAGAGGAACUGGACCCGGUUCUGGACAACAUUCUGGACAAGAACUACAUCAAGUCUGGAUCCACAUAUAAAGUGAAGGUAGGAGACAAAGAAGUGGACGUGAUGAAGGGCUUCAUGCUCUACAUCACCACCAAGCUCGCUAACCCGGCGUACAGUCCCGAGGUCAGCGCCAGGACGUCUGUGGUCGACUUCACCGUCACCCAACGAGGCCUGGAGGACCAACUGCUGGGACGAGUCAUCCUGCUGGAGAAACAGGAGCUGGAAGCCGACCGUGUGAACCUUCUGGAGGAGGUGACGUCUAACAAGAGGAAGAUGCAGGAGCUGGAGGACAGUCUGCUGUUCAGGCUGACCAGCACGCAGGGGUCACUGGUGGAAGAUGAGUCUCUGAUCGAGGUCCUGAGGGUCACCAAGGCCACAGCUCAGGAGGUAAGCGAGAAGCUAGUGGUCGCAGCAGAGACGGAGGUGAAGAUCAACCAGGCCAGGGAGGAGUACCGCCCGGUGGCCACCAGGGGGAGUAUCCUCUACUUCUUGAUUGUGGAGAUGUCUCUGGUAAACGUCAUGUACCAGACGUCGCUGCGGCAGUUCCUGGGACUCUUUGACUCGUCCAUGCAGAACUCCACCAAGUCACAUGUCACCUGCAAACGCAUCAACAACAUCAUCAGAUUCCUGACCUUCCAGGUUUACUGUUACACGGCACGAGGUUUGUACGAAGAACAUAAGCUGCUGUUCACUCUGCUGCUGGCUCUGAAGAUUGACCUGCAGGCCGCAAACAUCUCACACACUGAGGUCCUCACCUUCAUCAAAGGCGGAGCCUCUCUUGAUCUGAACUCUGUAGAAUCGAAACCACUUUGCUGGAUCCUGGACCAGACGUGGCUGAACCUGGUGCAACUGUCUGCCCUGCCGUCAUUCAGUCAGAUCCUGAUCCAGGUGAGACAGAGUGAACGAGCCUGGAAGACCUGGUUUGAUGAUCCGUCACCGGAGGACGCAGUGCUGCCCGACGGCUACGAUGAAAAGAUGGACACCUUCAGGAAGCUUCUGCUGAUCCGGAGCUGGUGUCCUGACCGGACCAUCGCUCAGGCUCGGCAGUACAUCGCAGACUCUCUGGGACAACAGUACGCUGAAGGUCUGGUUCUGGAUCUGGACGCCAUGUGGACAGAAAGUGACAGUUGGACACCGAUGGUGUGUCUUCUGUCCAUGGGUUCUGACCCGACAGAAAACAUCGAGAGACUCGCCAAAAGCAAAGGAGUGCCCUGUUGUCCCAUCUCCAUGGGCCAAGGCCAGGAGUUUCAUGCUCGCAAGCUAUUGGCUAACUGCAUGACGGACGGAGGCUGGCUCCUCCUCCAGAACUGUCACCUGGGACUGGGCUUCCUGGACGAGCUGCUGGGGACGGUCACCACGGUAACAACAGAGAGGAUGAACAAGGAUUUCAGGGUGUGGCUUACGACUGACGUUCACCCCAGAUUCCCCAUCACCUUCCUUCAGUCGUCCAUCAAGUUCACCAACGAGCCUCCACUUGGAAUGAAAGCAGGUCUGAAGAGGACGUUCAACAGCGUGACUCAGGAACAGUUGGAGAUCAGCAGUCGUCCACAGUGGAGACCUCUUCUGUAUGCUGUGGCCUUCCUCCACUCCACCGUCCAGGAGCGCCGUAAGUUCGGGCCUCUCGGCUGGAACAUCCCGUACGAGUUCAACCAGGCGGACUUCACGUCCAGCAUGCUGUUUGUCCAGAACCACCUGGACGAGCUGGACUCAAAGAGAGGGGUGAACUGGAGCUGCCUCCGCUACAUGCUAGGUGAGGUCCUUUAUGGCGGCCGAGUGACAGACGACCUGGACAAGUGUCUCCUCAACACCUUCACUCGUGUGUGGUUCAGCGAGGACACGUUCAGCGACGCCUUCUGCUUCUACAAGAGCUACACUGUCCCCGUCAAGGCCAAGACGGUGCUGGACGUCCUGCAGCACAUCGACACUCUGCCGCUGGUCGACUCACCUGAGGUUUUUGGGCUCCACCCAAAUGCUGACAUCACCUAUCAGACAAACCUGGCCAAUGAGACACUGAGCACCAUCAUCAACAUCCAGCCCAAGGACAGCGGGGGAGGGGCUGGAGAGACCAGGGAGGCCAGUGUGCAGAGGCUGGCCAAUGAGAUGCUGGAGAAGCUGCCACCUGACUAUGUAGCACAUGAGGUCAAAGGUCAGCUGCAGAAGAUGGGUGCACUCCAGCCGAUGAACAUCUUCCUCCGACAGGAAGUGGACCGCAUGCAGCGAGUCAUCAGCAGUGUACGGAGCACGCUCAGUGACCUCAACCUCGCCAUCGACGGGACCAUCAUCAUGUCAGAGGACCUGCGGGACGCCCUCGACUGCAUGUUCGACGCUCGGAUCCCUCGGCUGUGGCUCCGCCUCAGUUGGGUGUCGGCCACGCUGGGGUUCUGGUUCAGUGAACUGCUGGAGCGGAACCAGCAGCUCAGCACCUGGAUCAGCACCGGGCGACCAAACCAGUUCUGGCUCACUGGAUUCUUUAACCCACAGGGAUUCCUCACCGCUAUGCGCCAGGAAACAGCUCGUUGCAGAGGUUGGGCUCUGGACUCGGUCACACUCAGCAACAACGUUACCAAGAUGAUGAGGGAGGAGGUGUCAGCCCCGCCCCCAGAGGAUAUGGGCGGGGUUUAUAUCUACGGUCUCUUCCUGGAUGGGGCGGGGUGGGACCGACGAGGAGCUAAACUCACUGAGGCUCCGCCCAAGGUUCUCUUCACUCCACUUCCUGUCGUCCAUGUCUUCGCCGUCAGUAACCUGCUGACCACUAAACGUCCACCUAGUGGUGCAGUGGUGCUGUCUCUGUACUCGUGUCCCGUGUAUAAAAAGCCUCGUCGCACCGACCUGAACUACGUCUUCUCUCUGCAGCUGAGGAGCGAGCAGGCGCCCGAGCAUUGGACGCUCAGAGGCUCCGCCCUGCUCUGCGACUGCAAGUGACCCCGCCCACUCAGUCAGUCACUGAGUGAUGACAUCACACCUCAGUGACAAGCCCCACCCACCAACGAACUUCCUGCUCACACACCUUUGGUUUUAUUUUAUAGAUUUUUAUGGAGCCACAGUGACCUUUGACCUUUGUGCACCCAAACACUUAAUCCGUGAGAAUCUCCUUUCAUGAAUUUUAAUCUCAAAUCAAAACAAAUGUCAAUUCAGAUUCUGUUUGAAUUUCAAUUUAAUUU